AUGCCCAACAUGCCACCUCCGGGCCUCAGCGUCAGCACCGGCACGGGCACCGCCCCGUUCUUCGCCCUCCGCGCCGUCGACCCCGAUCCCGCCGCCGCUGCAGCCGCCGCAUCCGCCAAGGCGACCACAUUGGGCACCCCUCCCUGGCUCCUCGCCCGCCCAGAGGACCCGAACGAGUGGAGGGGCGCCUCCGUCUUGUUCAUCGCCAUCCUCUGCGCCGUUAUCGCGACUGCCUUCGUGUGCAUGCGCUUCUACACCCGUGUCCGCAUCCUCCGCACCAUCGAGUGGGAGGACUGGACCAUCCUCGCGUCCCUGGUGUUCGCCAUCGCCACGAGCGCAGGCAUGAUUAUACAACUCAAGUUUGGCCUCGGCCAGCACCUGUACUACUCCUGGCCCUCCUAUCCGUCCUACAUCGAGGCCGGCACCUUCACGAACCUCUCCUACUCCAUCAGCCUCACCCUAACCAAGGUCUCUAUCCUCCUCCUGUACAUCCGCAUCUUCGCCUACGACCUCGUUUGCCUGCUCGCCAAGAUCCUGCUCGGGGUCGUCGCCGUCUCCCACACCUGGAUCAUCGUCAGCAUUCUCACGACCUGCAUCCCCCUCAGCGCCGCCUGGAACUACGACCCCCAGGCUCCCCCGGUCUACUGCCACCCCUUCUCCGUCUUCUGGGGCAACGCCUGCCUCCACCUCGUCACCGACUUCUUCAUCUUUCUCCUGCCGUUGCCUGUCAUCGCGUCCAUGCGCCUCCCGCGCCGUCAGAAGCUGGGGUUGUACUUUGUCUUCUCCCUCGCCUUCCUCGUCUGCGCAAUCUCCAUCCUCCGCCUCGUCCGUCUCUUUCACACAGACGAGACCAUGGAGCAGGUCCUGGACGUUACCUGGUCCGCCGUCCGUAUCGCCAAUGUCACCUGCAUCGAGGUUCACGCCGCCAUCAUCACGGCCUGCCUCACCACCCUCAAACCCCUCUUCACCCGCCUCUUCCCAAGCUUCGACGCCUUCCCCGCCCGCCGCAAAGGCUCCUUUUCCUCCUCAUUCUCCUCCAAGGCAUCAUCGCACCCCGCCGCCGCCGCCAACCGCGGCGACUGGGAGAAGAACUUUUCCACCGCCAACCCCGAGGCGCGCUAUAAGCGGCCCCUCACCAUCGGCACCAAGUCGAGCCGUCCGCCCGUGCGCCGCGACACCUUUGCGAGCAUUCUCGCGCUGUCGCCGACGACGCCCAAGCACGAUGACGAGUUCGCCGAUGUCCUGACGUCCAUGAGGCCCUCGGCCGACCUCAAGAGCGGCCGAGGGGACAGCCAGUUCCGCCUCGCCGAAGUCGACGCCGGCGCCCCGCUGCGGUGGCCGUCCAAGCUGGUCCGCAAGUCUAGGCUGCAGAUGCCGCAGGGGGCGAGGACCCGCAGCUCGACGCUGCGGCGCGACACAGAGCGGUUCGGUCCUCCGAUGCCUUAG
This is a messenger RNA of Colletotrichum navitas, 1446 nucleotides long. RefSeq lists its product as uncharacterized. The coding region runs from base 1 to 1446 and encodes 481 amino acids. The transcript is spliced from 3 exons. The record is from RefSeq and is a predicted model, not a curated record. NCBI's taxonomy places the organism in Eukaryota, Fungi, Ascomycota, Sordariomycetes, Glomerellales, Glomerellaceae.